Messenger RNA from Desarmillaria tabescens, 1506 nucleotides. RefSeq names its product major facilitator superfamily domain-containing protein. Gene Ontology annotation, molecular function: secondary active monocarboxylate transmembrane transporter activity. The transcript is spliced from 4 exons. The record is from RefSeq and is a predicted model, not a curated record. Gene Ontology annotation, cellular component: membrane. Lineage: Eukaryota; Fungi; Basidiomycota; Agaricomycetes; Agaricales; Physalacriaceae. Bases 1 to 1506 code for a protein of 501 amino acids. Gene Ontology annotation, biological process: plasma membrane lactate transport.
AUGGCUCCAUACUUUUUUCUGAAUCUAAUUCCACAACGCCAGAAGACUGACGAAAAGUCAAAACCGUUCCUGUCCGUCCUUGCCAGCAUCUCCUGGAUACAAUGGGCGCAUUUUUUCUCGGGGUGGCUUGCAUGGACUUGCGCUGCCAUUGACUUUUUCUCCGUAUCCCUCACCGUCCCUCGAUUGGCCGUUCAAUUCGGCAAGCAAACAUCGGAUAUCACCACCGCGAUAACGUUAACACUUCUCCUGCGCGUCAUCGGCUCCAUCAUCUUCGGAAUCCUUUCGGACCGUUAUGGCCGGAAAUGGCCUCUUGUCUUCAAUCUCGUCCUAGUCGCCAUCUUACAGCUCGGUGCUGGUUUCGUCAACACCUUUAGCCAGUUCCUCGCUGUUCGAUCACUAUUUGGUAUCGGCAUGGGCGGUAUUUGGGGGAUGGCUGCGAGUACCGCUCUGGAGAAUCUACCGGUUGAAGCACGCGGUUUGGGCAGUGGUGUUAUGCAGCAGGGUUAUGCUGUUGGCUACCUUCUUGCUGCUUGCAUCAACCUUAAGCUCGUCCCUGCAGUUCCAGCCGGAUGGAGAGUGCUAUUUUGGGCUGCGUCGGGCAUCAGUAUGUUCGCCGCAGUUCUCAGAGCUUUGUUGCCGGAAUCCGAGUUCUUCCUCAAGCAGAAGGCGAGGGAGCAUGGUCCGACAGAUAGCAUGGAGAAGACGAAGACGUUUUUGAAGGAGACUGGGAGAAUGGUGAGAACGCAUUGGUUGCUCUGCAUUUACGCGCUGCUCUUCAUGACUGCAUUCAAUUUCCUAUCGCACGGCUCACAAGACUUGUAUCCUACAUAUCUGCGAGAUUCAAAGGGUAUCAGUGAAUACAAUGCAACCAUUGCAACAAUCAUAGGAAAUUGCGGCGCAAUUGCUGGAGGCGCACUAGCAGGCUUCGUAUCUCAGUACAUCGGACGGCGAUUAACCAUCGUCCUCUUCGUUCUUCUUGUCGGCUGCUUCAUCCCUCUCUGGAUUAUUCCCAGCAGCUUCGGUGCCCUUGCUGCCGGGGCCUUCUGCGUCCAGUUCGGAGUGCAAGGCGCCUGGGGAGUCGUACCAAUUCAACUCUCCGAGAUGUCGCCGCCCGCAUUCCGCGCUACCUUCCCUGGUGUCGCCUACCAGCUCGGUAACAUGGUAUCAUCUGCCAGCGCUCAGAUUGAGGCCACUGGAGCAGCUCACCAGCGUACGACUAUCACACAUGCGGACGGCACGACAGAGAACGUGCCCGAUUACGCAAAGGUGCAGGGAAUUUUCAUUGGAUGUGUCGCAGUGUUCUUGAUCGUGGUGACGAUACUUGGGCCUGAGAAGCAUGGGUCGCACUUCGAGGAGCAUAAGACGGCGUUCGAGGAGGGCGGUGGAGAUGACGAUGCCUUGGUGAAUGACGGUGAUCACAGAUGCGCAGGUCCACGGCAUAUACGAGAUUCGACGAGCAUGAACGAAGAGGUGUCAGAACCGGCAAAGGAGUCGGUGAAUGUUUGA